AUGUCGCUCACCUCUUUCACCAAGACAGAUCUAAUGACGUGUUUCAAAGCCGGGGACAAGUGGAUGGAUCGUGAAAUACAGCUAGGUUGCAAUUUAGUAGAUUUGAUAGAGCCAGAAAAACUCACAGACUCUAUUUUUAACAGUUUAAAGGUUGACGAAAUUGAUGAGCCCCAUGAGUGCAUCAGAUACCUCAUAGGAAAACAUAUACUGAAAAAUAAGAACGGUCACAAAACUUGGCAAGCAUAUCUCAAGACAGUACGAAAAAAACACCAGAAAUUUUGCUACUUGUCCGAGCCCGAGCACUUAUAUUUCAAACGUCGAACUCGGUCUUUGAUUGCAAAGACAAAUCCUUCCCCGUCCCCCAUAAAUUAA
Messenger RNA from Lachancea meyersii CBS 8951, 372 nucleotides. NCBI's taxonomy places the organism in Eukaryota, Fungi, Ascomycota, Saccharomycetes, Saccharomycetales, Saccharomycetaceae. The record is from the annotation of a GenBank genome assembly.